This is a messenger RNA of Paramuricea clavata, 15770 nucleotides long. Lineage: Eukaryota; Metazoa; Cnidaria; Anthozoa; Malacalcyonacea; Plexauridae. The record is from the annotation of a GenBank genome assembly.
AUGUCAGCGACAGUCGCAAGGUCAAGUCGCGAAGGGUCUUUUGAAAAUGAACAUUCUAUGUUAGGCGAACGGGAAAAUACAAUGGAACUGAUAGAAAAAUCUGAGAAAAUCAACAGUUUAGUAAAAGAACAGGUACAGUAGGAGACAAGAAUGCCUUUUACUUUUAAUUGUGAUUUUAAUUGUGUGACAAAUUGUCGAGUUGAAAAUUUACCUGUGAGAUUCGAUCUUACGACAUGAAAGCCCGUGCAUUUUGCCCGAUCCCUGCUACUAACUCUUGACGAAGGAUCUUAUGACAUGAAAGCCUGUGCAUUUUGCCCGAUCCCUGGUACUAACUCUUGACGAAGGAUCUUAUGACAUGGUCUGCUGGAGCAGUUUGAAAAUGGCGCAGAAAAGUCAUUGCGUUCAGGGGCGUAGCUAGAGGGUGUGUGGGGUGUGGAGGGGUGCAAUACCCCCCCCCCCCUUCAUCGCGGCUCGGCAAAUGUCUGCUUGACUCGGCAAAUUGUUUUCGGAUUUAUCGGCAAAUUGUUUCGUAGUGAGCGAAAAUAUUUGAGUGUGAAUGGCUUGGAAUAAAAAGUAAUAGCCAUAGCAAACAUUUUGCUAAAUUUACGAAAAUUACGGAAAAAGUUAACAAAUUACGAAACAUUAAUGGAAAGUUUGUGAAAAAUGGUACUGUAUGUCCGGAUUUGGGAAGAAAAAGAUAAUUAGCGCCUGAAAUCUUGUGGGCAAUUGCGAUACUACAGCCCCUAUGGCUAUGCUUUAGCCUCUUCGCUACGGCCCUGCGUUCACACUGCGCUUGUUUGAAAACGUCAUUUUCGCCGUAACAAUUUGAGAAUGGAUGCUAAACGGAGCAAGAUGAAACUGGAGUGUUUGGCGGCUUCGUGUGAACACAAACGGCGUUCCUUUUUCGUACCGCUUGCAAACCAAGCAUCUCAAGUCUCAAAACAGUAAAUUCGAAUGCUUUUCGUUUAAAUUCAGUUUCUUUGCUCUAUUUGAAAUAUUUCGGGUUACAUGAUUGCCAAUUGAUUUGUAAACAAACUGUUGUGUGAACACAUGCAAAUUCUGCCGGGCAUAAAUAAUGAACGGUUCCUAAACCAAACAUAAGUGGUGAAAAACUUCACAUUUAUGGAAUACUAUACUAAAUAUAGGUUGAUAUGAUUAAAGAAAGUCAAGAAAACGUUCAGAGUCUUGUUGAAAAUAUCAAUCGCGCUGAAGAAGAGGUAACAAAAAAUAACCUGAACAAUUUUAAACCCCGUGUAAAACUAGGAUGAUAGUUAACGAUAUCUGGUACGAGGGGUCUAGCACGAGAGUUUUCUCAACUCUUGUUUCCUGGGCAAACGAGAACAAGAGUUUCAUAAGAGUUGAUUGGCUAUCACACGGCGCCUAUAGACAAAACUCUCAUCAACUCUCAUAAAAAUUUUGACCUGCACGAAUUCGACGAGAGCUGACGAGAGUCGAUCGGAGAGGCUGUCAAACGCGAGCGAGAGUUGAAACUCUAACAGGGGGCAAUAAUUCAAGAUUUUUAUUCGUACCCUACUGGUACGCCAAUGGUUGUUGGCGCGUACUUGUGCUAGUGCGAACUCAGCACUCAAUGUGUACUUAGUCAUUAAAAUAAGGUUCAUAAAGUACAGGUUUCUGAAAAGUAUGUUCAGACUACGAGGUAGAAAAGAAGCACAAUUGCAUAUACAAACAAUCGACUCCAACGUUUCUUAGUGCCAUCAGUCCAAUCAUGUUUCAUGCCAAGACAUCUCAGACACAUGACAUACUGUACCAACUAAAUUACGGUAUUGAAUACCUUGGGCUUGUAAAGGUCAUGUGGUUCCAGCAAAUUAAGUAUUAGUACGCAGAUAGCAAGAGUUCCGCGUAUCUACGUGGUACAUGGCUGAAAACAAAUCGCACCCUGCUCUAAUGCAUCAACUCUCGUCACCCCCUUUCCUCGAGAUAACUGCCGGUCAACAGACAUUUUCCUGUAGCUCAACUUUUACUCUUGAAUGAGUUUCAGGUUGAUCUAAGUACGGUUGAAUCUGUUAAAGACAUCGUGAGAAAGAGCGAAGAUUUAAUCGUAUUGGUUCAGGUAAAAUAUGAACUUUUAUGUAUUAUAUAAUACCUUAUUAAAUUCUAAUCGUUUAAUUGGCUGUUUAUGGUCACGUGAUAUUGAAUAGAAAAUUCCAUUUCCCAAGAGUGCAAUGGAACACGUUCCAUUGCACUCUCCGCGAGUGCAAUGGAAUAAAACGUAUAGUACAAUUGCACUCUUUGUGUUUUCGAUAAAUCACAUCCCUCAAAAUGCUUCUCAUACGAAUCUAUUAGUCUAUUUUGGUAUUAUAUAAAACAAAUAAUGAAUGUUUCUUUGUGCAAUGGUAAGAAUAUUUUCAUUCGGUGAAAGAUGGAAUGUUCCAUUCAACUCGGCUGUUGCCUCGUUGAAUGGAACAUUCCAUCUUUCACCUCAUGAAAACAUUCUUACCAUUGCACUCACAAACAUUCAUUAUUUGUAUACUAUUUAAUAAUCGAGCAGGAGUGUUUUAUUAGGUUUAAAGCCACGAGCGCGCAGCGCGAGUGGCUUUAGACCUAAUAAAACACGACCUGCGAGUUUUUUAAAUGGCUUCAAAAACGUUUGCAUAAUAAGUCAAAUCUUUAUAUAAAAAUCUUUAUAUAAAAAUCGUUAUAUAAAAAUCUUUAUAUAAAAAUCUUUAUAUAGUUUGCAUAACAAUGGUCUUUUGUUAAAGUGUUCUUUAGCUGGUAUAAAGACGUAUGCACGUGACUAAUUUCUUACUCAAGAUUGGAUAAUUGCUUCAUGAAUUAUUAAUGAGUUUUUGAAAUGAAUUUCUUAGCUUAGGCCCCGUUUAUGUCAUGAGACCGGGACGGUGUCGUUUCGGUCAUAUUAGUAAUAUAUCAAAUUCGAUUUUAAGGACUGGACUAGAUUUCAAGUCCGCGCAAUGGACCAUUUGCAUUACAGACUAAAUUUUGAUCUAGACAAGUCAGGACAAAAUUUCACCACAGCUUGAAAGAGCAUCACAAAAUUAGUAAUAUUCCAACGUUUCGUUGCGAAAUGUUGUAAAAUGCGGAUAAUAUAGCCUUGCGAAGUUUGCCGUUUUUCAGUCAUUUUGCAUUACAAACGGGCAAUUGACAGCCCAAUCGGGUGUUGGGCCAUCAAGUUCCCGUUUGUAAUACAAAAUGACUGAAAAUUGCAAACUUCGCAAGGCUAUAUUAUCCGCAUUUUACAUGAAUUUUUGUCUAGAUCAAAAUUUAGUCUAUAAUGCAAAUGGUCCAUUUCAUCAAGUCCGAGGACUGGAUAAAAAAUGGGAGGACUUGAAAUCUAGUCCAGUCCGAAUUGGAGGAUUUGGAAUGACAUCUCAUACGAAUAAAUCAUUACUUAAAGUGAGGUGAAUUAUUUAGAUCCAGUCCAAGGACUGAAUUAAUUUCGAUCCAGUCCUAAGACUGGUACAAUAUUACUCACCAGGUACCCAAUAUUAUCUUGUGAGCAAAGUAAAAUAUGGCUGGCUAAUUAUUAAUCUAUUUUUAUUCAUUUAAACAAUAAGUGAUUUUUUUUUUUUUUUUUCUGUGCUGGUGUUGUGUACUCAGGUGAAUAAUAUGUUUGUGAUGUUACUCGGGCGAGCUUGAAAAAUAUGCCCGGCCACGGUGGGAUUCGAACCUACGACCUUUGGAAUACUAGCCCAAUGCUCUUCCAACUGAGCUACGCGGUCAGGACGGUUCGAGUAGGUGAUAUUUCGGAACAGUAUCUAGUUCCUUCAAUACCAAUGUGUUCUUGUAAUAUGAAUUUUACCACUCGAACCGUCCUGACCGCGUAGCUCAGUUGGAAGAGCAUUGGGCUAGUAUUCCAAAGGUCGUAGGUUCGAAUCCCACCGUGGCCGGUCAUAUUUUUCAAACUCGCCCGGUGUGGAUAUGCACUCAGAGUAACAUCACAAACAUAUUAUUCACCUGAGUACACAACACCAGCACAGAAAAAAAUUCAUAUUACAAGAACACAUUGGUAUUGAAGGAACUAGAUACUGUUCCGAAAUGUCACUUACUCGAACCGUCCGGACCGCGUAGCUCAGUUGGAAGAGCAUUGGGCUAGUAUUCCAAAGGUCGUAGGUUCGAAUCCCACCGUGGCCGGGCAUAUUUUUCAAGCUCGCCCGGUGUGGAUAUGCACUCAGAGUAACAUCACAAACAUAAUAAGUGAUUUAUUUAUAAUAGAUGUUUACAUGAAACAGGGACGAAAAAUUGGUCAGACCGGCCUGAAGUCCUUCCACUCUCUGAACCGAACUGACUAUCUUCAGACCUGGAUGAAUUCGGAGCGGAGUGAAUGUAAACAGAAAUACAUUUCAGACCGGCCUCGUCUAUGCUCUUGGCUUCGGAAGAAUAUGCAUGCUCAGAGAAAAAGCACUGUAAAAAAAAACACGAAAAUGGCGGGCAAGGAGAAUAAAUUAAUAAAAGAGAACAUGUUGAAAAUUCCGAUUUUCAUCCUGUCUCAUCUAAACUGCAUGGGCCUUACUGUAGAUCCGUCUUCAGUUAAAACUGCGUGUUUUCUAUCCCAUAGGUGAUAAUCAAAGUCCGUAAUGAGUUUGGGCAUGCACGCUUGGAUUUAGAAAAAGCCAAGAAGGCCAAGAAAAUGGUAUGGAAUUAGCCUUUCUCUCGAAGGCCAAAAUCCGCCAUUUUUGGGGUACUGCCUGCCUCCCCUCGUGAAAUAUUCUAGACAAUUCAAACAACGCGAAAAGCGACUUUUAAAAGUUGUAACUGUAAAUUUACCAUUAUACAAACAACUAUAACACUAAAAAGUUGUAUUUCGUGGUGAGGAGACUCUCAAACGUGGGAGACCCCCAAAAUGGCGGACAUAUCGGCGGUGAGAAAGGUUAAUUGAGUCGAUUUACUAUACUGUAUAUGUUUGCUGAAAACAGCUGCGCAAAUUGUGUAGUUUCCGCCAUAAUUUUAAAAGCUGUAAACCAGUCCUAAAUGACAUUGGAACUGAAAAUUUAGUGCUGCUCAUUUUAAAGAACGUUCAAAAUGAUGUGUUAAAUCUUGUUGCAGAUUUUUUAUAUCAGGCUUAAGUGCUUAACUAUUGGAAUAUUUUCAUUGAAAGCAAUGAGCUGUCCGCAUGCAUAUUGGAAUAAUUGCUAACCUGGGGUUGUUAGCGUUAGAAAAUUGCUUCCAAGUGACCGAGUAAAUAUCAAAAGUUGUUUAAAAUUUCUUUGUAUUCAAUUUUAAUUUUGAAAUAGCAGCCAAGAACGCGUUUUGUGCUCAUAUUGAAAAUUUGGCAAUUGUGAUGUAACACGAAUAUCUAUAUAUUAUAAUCCAAGAUGGCGGACAGCUCAUUGUCAAAAAGCUGUAAAAACUCUUUAUUAUAUAAUUAUUCUUAAAACUCUUUCAAAUAAGGCAAACUAGAAUUUUACUGCAAAGUACACAAUACAUAAACUGUUUUUCUAGGUAAAAGAAGCGAAGGAAAGAUUUCACUGGCUUGAAAAAAGACUGGAAAAGUUACUUAUUGAGUGUCAUAAGAAAGCCAGUUGUCUUUUGAAGUCUUCCGCAGUUGGCUCUCUUGGCCAAUCACUGGCCAAAACAAAUCUUAAAAUAGAAGAACGAUUCACUCCUUCGCAAUGCGAGAGAUUGUUCUGUGACGUUGGUGGUUAUUACACUAAGCCACCGGAAGAGUUUCAUGGAGGGAAACGUAACUGUUAUAAUGUGACGAGAGAUGUGCUCGAAAAUAGCCAGAAGCUGUUACAAGAAGGUUAAUGAAUUUCAAAUCCGUGUUUAUUAAACUUUCGCGGGAAUACAGUAUCUGGAACAUCUAACCGAUUGAGUGCCAGCACUCUCCCCUUGACGAGUAAAAUUGUCUGGCGUUAGACAGAGUAAAAUAAUAAAGUAGGAUGCAACUCAAUGGGUUAAUUAGAUACAUGAACUGAUAGUUUGAUUAUUGGAGUAGCAUGGAUAAUCCAAAAUAUAUAUAUACCGAUUUCGUAUAGCUAACCAGGGACGGUUGCAAAAAAAUGCAACAAUGGGCCCUCUUGCAAGAAACAAACCUAUGGUCCUGAAUGCGAUUCCGGUGCUUCAAAGGUACAUAACAAACGUUGUUAUUCAGAGUUUCAUGCCUGAGUUUACUGACAAUCUUUGGACAUGCAACUAAAGUUUUGAAUAGAACGAAGAUUGUCUGUAAACUCAAGCAUGAAACUCAGAGUAACAACGUUUGUUUUGUACUUUAUUUCAUAAAUAAAUAAAUUUAGCUCUGCUAUCUGCAAUUUAGUUCUACUCUUGCCACAUGUUUGUUCUUGCCACAUUAAGACGUCAUACUGUGUAUCUAUAUAACUGAACAGACAACGGCAAAAUCUUAUCUAGAGAGAGAUGGGGAGAGAGGGAGCCCCCUACCGGAACGUUACUGAUUGCUUUCGCUUUCUCUGUUUACCAGGGGAUGAUAAAAAUAAUCCGCUUUACACGGACGAAAGUUCCAGCUCGAUUCAAACUCAAAACUCAUCUCUUCACGAUCUCAAAAACACCAAAGAUUACGAUCUCCCGGACAACAUUGAUUCUCAAAUCUCAGUCAUACCUCUCAUUGAAGACUCGACAGACAAAGUACCCACAAGCAAACUGCCGCGGUUCUCGCUAAAGGAAGCAAGUGAAACAGAAUUGGAAACUUCCCUUGGUGAAAAUUAUGAUGAUGAAGUGGAAAAAUAUUGGAAGUCUGAUCAUCACAGAUUUGAAUGGCCUGAUACGAAUGUUCAACUGAGGUCUCCCCUUUCAUGGCACUCUCUGGGGCUCCCUGUACAAUUAGAUAGCUUUAUCGCUAAAGGUUUGGAUUGCUGAAGGCUAUUACAGUUGUACUAUACUAAAUAUAUGUUAUUGACUGAGCGAGAGGUCCGUAUAAUACCGGUCGAGUUCUUUUUUCGUUUGUAUCCAUACAAGAACGAGACCUGGAGGCUGCUCCAUUUACUGUUCGGAGUACUCCGGAUUUUCGGAACACUAAUUGAAUCGAACCAAAAACGGUCACAUGACUGUUCUGACUGCCCCAACUCAAAAGUAGGGGCAGCCAGAACAGACAUGUGACCGUCAGAACAGUCAUGUGAUCGUUGUUGGUUCGAUUUAAUUAAUGUUCCGAAAAUACGGAGUACUCCGAACAGUAAAUGGAGCAGCCUCCAGUAUCCUUUUGUACGGAUCAAACAAGCUCAGUCAAUAAGCUAUUUUAGUAAAAUUAAAACACAACUUGUUUACACUAUUUCAACAUUAGUGCGUGGUACAGUAGUUUAGUUAGUUUAAUUUCCAGCAACAAUUAGGGACAAGCAUUUUGCUGACAAGCUGUGAGAUUUUACGCGCAUAAGCAUACGGUAACAUCAAAUGACCCUUGAAAUAAAAUACAUACUACUCUAUUGAAAGUAUUUUAUUGUAUUAUAGACAGACCAGUGUUCACUCCAGAUUUGCCUUGGAAAGAGAAAGCAACUCAGGUCAACAGUGUUCUUGAUAUUCAUGUAAGUGGACGUAAAACACUUUGUUUUUAUUCGAAAUGCAUUUUUGUACCAAGGAUACCAAAAUAUGACCACGUGUGGGGAUAAUUAGAAUAUAUCUCGUAUUUUUUGCAGCCUCGUACCCAGGGCCAGAAAAUAAGCCAAUAAGAUGGAUUUCCGCCCGAUUUCGUCAAAACAAAGUAUAAACAAAAGAUGUAAUUGAUUGGUAAUAACUGAUUGGUUUAUUUUUUGGUCACGUGAUCGCUUUUAUAUUCUUAGUAUAAAAACUCAUGUAAUUUUCCUGGCUCCCGCUAGUAACUCCAGAUGAAGGGCCUUCGUUCGAAACGGCGAAAUUCUCCCUAUAUUUUUCAGGUAGUUGCAUCCCUACCAACGAAAGCUUUUAAAAUUGUUCAUAUUAUUGGCCAUAUUAUAAAAGCCAUUUUUUUUCAAUGUCGCAUAUGUUUGCGAUGAACCUAUCUUCUUGCUGUUCCUCUCAAAAUUGCUUUCUUUUAGCUUUAAUCUCUAGUUUAUACAGUUAGCAACCUUUUUAAACGCAUUUAAAUAAUAAUCAAUGAUGCUUUAAAAGUGAUUAUUCAAACACCGAAUUACAAAAGACAAUCUUCUUAAUAGUAUGGUUUCUCGUCUAAUUUGGAAAUGCACAGUGAGUUUUUCAAAGACUUCAAAUUGCGUCCUUCGGACUCGUGCAAUUUUGAUCGUCUUUGAAAAACUUACUCGUGCAUGCUUUUUCUAAAUUGAACUCGAAACCAUAUUGUUACCUAAUACUAUAUUAAAACGUAUCUCUACAUUUGCUAGAAAAUAGCUCUAGACAAGCUAUACGCGAAGCUUCAUCAUAUGUAUGACGUCAUAGAGAAAGCUACCGAUGCUUCGAUCAAUCCUGUACCCAAAAAUGACAAGAUCGAACCACGAAUGAGAAAUAUUGAAAGUAUGUUAAGUUCUAAAUUGUUUGUUUCGUUUUUAAGGUACAUAAGAUUUAAUGCAAAUUAAAGUCAACUAAGUCACUUUCUUAUAGAUUGUUAUUUCCAUUUGUGAGAUAUUUCAUUUUCUUUAAUAAAGCUAUGCCUAUUUAUAAGUCAUUGUUACUGAUGCAGUAAGUGGCGUCGCCUGUCGAAGCAAGCAGAACUGUAGAAUAAUAGCAUUGUUAUGCGGAUUUGAUAUAUUAUAUAACAAUUACUAACUAGACAGGCACUGUUUUAUUGAGUAUUUUAAUCAUAUAUUUAACACGUUAUGCUCCAUGCUCUUACUCAUGAUGCGCUGCCAACAAAGUUAUUUAAUAUUUUUAUAUUUACAGGUGCUAUAAAAAUUCAAAAGGCUGCAAGCAGAACCUCGGUUAGUUUUGGGGCUAUUAUUUUACACGCUAUAAUUAUAGUUCAAUCUUUUGCUAGGUAAACACUCGGGUUGACAUUUUUCUGGUUAGCCUAGAAAUAACCGUAUUUGGGUUAACUUAAUAUUCCUGGUUUAAUUUCCUGGGCUAACCCUCGGUUAAAAUUUAACCUGUUGUUUUAGUUUAUGUAUUUCUGCACGUCUGUUUAUUUCAAAACUUCACAAAAGAAAGUUACUAGUGAAGCAGACAAGAUUUCUGAAGAAAUAUUUACAAAUUUAUAAACAAAGCUGUUGGGAAGUUUGCUUUGAAUUUGUGGUUAACCGUUAGGCUAUUCGGCUUUUGAAAAACCGCCCCCAGGUUAUUUUACCCUUUUCUUGCUAUAGUUUGGUUAAUUUGACCAGAUUAUACUAGAUGGAUAAAUACCCGGUGGCUGUGGUUAUACUGGUCUCAUUAAUACUAGUAAAUUAGCCAAAUGGUUUCUGUAUUUUGCUCACAUGAAUAGGCUACAUGAUAACACUGGAUACCUGGUAAAGUAUUGAUCUGUUAGUAUUGGUCCAGUCCUAGGACUGGAUAAAAAAUUAAUUCGAAAAUUUGAACCAACAAUCUUUGACAAUAUAGAUUGGGACAAUCUAGUUUUCAUAUGCAUUCGGUUGUAAUUUUCUAUUUCUUGAAACAUUUUUUCCACCCUCCCUCUCCCCACUCGUUUCAAUGUUGGCGUCUCGCAACCAGACAUCAGAUUUUUGUCGGCCCAACAUUGAACUGGGGGAACGGGGGACGCCAACGCCUUCCAAAUUAUGUGAAAUUACAGCAGCUGUCGUAUAGAUUUUGUCAAAGAUUGAAGGUGUUUAUAGAAUACUCAAGUCGUCCAAAGAGAACAUCGACAAAAUAAAUUGUUUUACUUUUGAAAGUGAAAACAGUAAUUUCAGAUUUGUAACUGUCUAUAACCCGACUAUAAAAAUAUCCCAAUAUAGUAUUCUUUUAUUUUUUAAAGAUAUCUGAUGAUAAUGUAGACCAAAACUCAAGUGACUCCGACGAAAUGUUGCCAAAACCGGACACGGUACCUGCGAUGCAAAUAAGCGGACAACGUUCAGUUAAGGUACCUCUUAUCAUGGUUGUUAUAAGAUCUGGUUAGGAAACCCGGCAAACUUCAAAGAAAUUACGCUAUAAAUAAAUAUGGAGGUUGAACAGUCAGUUUGACCCUGCACAUAUUGGUUUUAAUCAAUGAGAAUUGACCAAACGAUGUAACACAAACAUUCUUCAUCGAAAAAUGGUGGUAAUACUUCGUUAUGUGCAAAAUAUGCUGUAAGAUAUAGCCCUGGUAGGCAAAACAAAUACUUGAUACCCAUUCCCUUCGCCAAACUUUCUGAACUGACUACUGUCAAACAAUAGAAAGACAAAGGAUUUUUCAACUGUGACCCUGCACAAGGUAUACACAAUCACCUAAAACAAAGGGUUUCCAAACCAUGUCACAUAUAUUAACUAUGCUGAGGGUGGGAAAGGGGGAGGGGGGUAUGGAUCACGUUACACAACGAAAAAAAAGCCGUUUCACGAUUCACGUGUCUUAAAAAAGCAAUUUCACGGAAAACUAGAUUCUCAUAAAAUAAUAUAAUAAUAGGUUUAUUAAGACUAUGUUUAAUGCAUGGUACAGUAUCUACGCUUUAAGUUCUCUCAUUUCUCUACCUGUCAGUUAAAAACUACAUCAUAGCUUACAAGUUUGAGUGACAAGAAUGUACGACGACCUCCGCGCGUGUCCUCAACGUGAGGAACCUUGUCCUCAGCGCGAGGGACCUUGUCCUCAGCGCCAGGAACCUUGUCCUCAGCGCCAGGAACCUUGUCCUCAGCGUCAGGAACCUUGUCCUCAGCGCCAGGAACCUUCUCCUCAGCGCCAGGAACCUUGUCCUCAGCGUCAGGAACCUUGUCCUCAGCGUCAGGAACCUUGUCCUCAGCGUCAGGAACCUUGUCCUCAGCGCCAGGAACCUAGUCCUCACCGCCAGGAACCUUGUCCUCAGCGCCAGGAACCUUGUCGUCAGCGCCAGAGACUUCAUUGAUUUGGUUCAAUUCCUACAAAAGCACCUUGUGCUGCAUUUUUCGCAGUCGUUCCUGGUCAGGUCUUAAAAUGUAUAUAUACUCACUUGGAUUACUAACUCUAACAUUCUAAUAUUAUACGUAACAGCAGGGUAUAAUAUAAUAAUAUAAUAUAAUGACAAAUUCAUUAUAUUAUAUUAUUAUAUUAUACCCUGCAUAUGACAUUUUAGUUCAAUCUUAUCAUAAAGAACCACUUAAAAUACCAAAACAUUCAUGAUAUCUGAGGCUGUGUCAGUUUCUCGAAAUUUUAUUUAAUUGUGAACGAAGCUUGACUUAUUUUAGACUCCUUGUUUAAUGUUUCCUCGUAACUCAAGCGUGUGGUGUGAGAGCAAGACGAGUGCAGGGGGCAGAGUUGUGAAGAAAUUCAAGACUAAACCUCCAGCAAAACCCAACAGAACACAAGCUAUACUUGCCAAGGUGUGUAGUUCACGACAGAACGAGGCAGACAAUUCUCUUAUAACCUUCUUAUUCUAUUGACUAUAUGUUGCCCUUAUACUUCUAUACUACAUGCUAUGAGACUAUUCUCUACGUGUUUGUUUUGCUUGAAUAGAAAUUGUUCGCAAGUAAUGAAGCCAAUGCCCGACAAAUGGAAAAGUAAGUAGUAUAUCUUAUAAAACUCAUCCAUGCAUCAAAAAAAUUUAUUAGCAUAAAAGUUUCCCUUAAUUUUCUCAGUUACAAUAACUUUGAAUAAUUGUUUAAAAACACUAUUUAGAUCCUUGUAUUUCACAAGCUAUAUACAAUAGCCCACAUUUGCUGUAUAUAUUAUCAUUUUAUAUAUUAGUGUCGCGCCAGUUAUUAAAAUUUGAAGAUGAAGUACAUUGUGAAUACAUAUGUACAAAGUUUAAUGAUCCCUGAUGGCGAUGAAACUUAAUUCCAUUUUUUUGUCACUUUCAGGCAAGAGGCAAUGAUUUGGAGACCUUCGAUAGUUUAUAGAAUGGUCAAAGCUACAAAAGGUAAGAAACACUAUAUUUACCCAUGUAUUAUAGUGCUUUGAACGUCAGAAAAUGAGUUCACUUUGUAGUGUUUGAGUUCACUUUGUAGCCGAGACCCAGCUGCAGUUUCAGAGUGUAUGCACCACGAAAUACAACUUUUUAGUAUUGUAGUUGUUUGUUUGAUGGUAAAUUUACAGUUACAACUUUUGAAAGUCGCUUUUCACGUUGUUUGAAUUGUCUAGAAUUUCUCACGAGUACACCAAAAAUGGCGGAUUCUUGACCUUCGUGAGAAAGGCUAAUUGGCUAUAUAUAUAAGCUUCUAUGUCUACGCAGAGAGGGAAUCAAAUGCGUCUUUUCCACCAAAUCUUUAUGCAAUCUUAUUUCUUCUAUUCUUUUCAGCUCUCAAAAUAUUCCAAACUCAAUUACAACAAUGGGACGCCGCGCGUCGCUGCGAUCAAAAAUGGAAAAGAGUUGAGGUAGAGCAUUUUAUAGAGUUCGGGUUCAAUCAUUAGGCGAUGGCCCUUUCUUCAUGGGCGAGGAAGAAGAGCUAUCCAGCAUGAUAAAACUUAGUUGAGUGUAAUUUAGCGUAUAGCGGCAAAAAAUCAUCUAAAUCUGCUCGUUUAUAUUUUCAGUGGUUGAUGGGUCCUAAUGGCUUACGUUCUCCAACGAAAGAAAUUGUUAUUGAAUCACUAAAGGUUUGCGUUUGCAUUUUUAACGUAGAAAAUUAAACAUCACGGUUUUUACCAAUUUACCAUAUGAGAAAUCUAUAAUAACCAACAAUGGUAAAAGUUCAUUUUUUGUAUUCAAAAACCAUUAAUGGGAAGUUCAAAAAAUUGUUUUCCUGUGUAUAGUCCCCUAUGUUGGAUAUUACCAUAAUAUGUUAAUAUAUCUACCAUAACUAAAUGUGAUGUUUGUGAUGUUACUCCCUGUGUAUAUCCACACCGGGCAAGCUUGAAAAAUAUGUCUGGCCACGGUGGGAAUCGAACCUACGACCUUUGGAAUACUAGCCCAAUGCUCUGCGAACUGAGCUACGCGGUCAGGUUGGUUCGAGUAUAUGUGAUAUUUCGAAACUGAGUCUAGUUCCUUCGAUAUCAAUGUAAUCUAAUAAUCAUGAUUUUUUGUGUUGGUGUUGUGUACUCAGGUGAAUAUGAUGCCUGUGAUGUUACUCUGAGUGUAUAUCCACACCGGGCAAGCUUGAAAAAUAUGUCUGGCCACGGUGGGAAACGAACCUAGGACCUUUGGAAUACUAGCCCAAUGCUCUGCCAACUGAGCUACGCGGUCAGGUGGAUAUACACUCGGAGUCACAUCACAAACAUCAUAUUCACUUGAGUACAUAACACCAACACAGAAAAAAAUAACUAAAUAUUUCAACAGACUCUCAGUGGACUUAGAUGUUCAGAGGAAGAAGUGGGAACAGCUAUUGAAAAUUUUGUAAGUCUUCCGCAUUUCUUCACGAUAUUUCCUUUCCGAAUUUUUCCUUGCCAAGAAGCCUAAAGCCCAGGGCAAACUAGUAAACAUUGUUGUGGAAACAUUGUUUCCGUGUGGUCGUGUGUAUAGCUGCCAAGCCGAAGGAAAACUUGACAAGUGUACAAGAAAUACUUUUAUGGUUUUGGCAAACAAAAGGCGGCUUGUAGACUGCCUCCUCCGCAGGCCGUCGUUGCGUCAUGGGAAGGUCACGAUCUGGCGAGGGCCUGCGGAAUCUUGUAAAAAAAAUGGCGCCGGCGUCACGUCAGCAAGUAAAUUUCUACAUAAUCUUGAAUAUAAACAGAUAUAAAAAAGCGGUGUGAAACUUAUAAAUUAAACUGGCGACUCUUAGGACGUGGAAGGAAGCAUUUUUUAACGAUAAGGUUUGUUGUCCACACCAACGUUGCACGAAUAAAACUGCCUUCUUUAACGAAGCAGGUUCAAAACAACAUUUAUUCAUUUUACAAGAUUCCGCAGGCCCUCUCGAAAUCGUGACCUUCCCAUGACGCAACGAGGGCCUGCGGAGGAGGCAGGCCUGUAGAGACAAGUGGGGGCCCUGGGACAAACAAUAAUGUCGUGCCUCGCCGGGUUUUCACCCCGGACUGAGAUUUUUCUAAAGACCUCCCCCCCCCCGGUUGAAUCAGAGUCGACCGUUGAUGUAUUAGUUAAGGACAAUAAGUUUUGCAAAAUUCCUCGGGGGGCUAAGCUCCAUUGUAAAAUUUCCAGGCCCGGGAGCAAAUUGCCCCCUUUGGCCCCCCUCUGUGAAGCCCUGUUCAUGUGAGAUAAAUGUUUAACAACAUCCCGUGGACAGGGGCAACAAAAUUUGUUAAUGGAAACUCGGCAAGGAAAACGUUCUCGUCUGUAUGGGGCUUUUCUCUUUAUUGACUAUGCAUGAGCAAAAGUAACUAAGCAUCUGUUUUGUAUUUCAUAUAGUUGCACGAAAGUACAGACUCACGAAUUUUAUACGAAGCGAGCAGGGCGUUGAUUCUAUCGGGUAAUAUAGUUUUCGAUCAGAAUUUUAGCUUCGCUAUUAAUCGUUCAUUGAUAAAUAUUUAUUUCCAUUGAUGAUAUUUACGUUUCAAAAAUAUCGAUUUUUAUAGGUCAUUGGCAUCCGUCUGCCUUAGAAAUUCUUCACAAUGCUCUCAAAUUUGGUGCGUGUUUUAAGAACCUAAUUAACAAAACAAACCUGGAUUAACAAAAUAAAUGGUUGGAUGAGUGUCCCAACUACGUUGUAACUUUAAUAAAAUACAUGAUACUGUUGGGAAACAUUAAGUGGCACUAACUAGCUCUCAUCAUCGUUUGAUAAAAAAAAUAAUGUAAAAUAAUGUAAAGAGUAAAUUUCCAGGAAAAUAAGCUUUUUAUAAUGUGCCUAGCAAAACCUAUUAGCAACUAUUAGAAACUGUCCAUAUUUUGACGUUUUCAGGAUCAAAAAGUUUAAAGCAAGAAAUUCUUGAUGCAUUAUGUUCUGUGGACAACAUACCAUUUUUCGACAAGGUAUAGGCAAUGUAUAUGGCAAAUUUCCCUACAAAAAUCUAAUCAGAUAGACUAUCUGCUCAUGCAUCCUGUUACCCCUUUAAGUGACAAUGAGUCAAACUCUGUCUAACGCCAGAUGAUUUCACUUGUAAAUAACAGACAACGCAAUAACCGUGCCAGUAAAACUUUUUCUUUUCAGAGAGCUCAGCCAUUUCAAGAAAUUCUAAAUGUUUUGGAAGAGCUUGUUCAAGGCAACGAGCCUUCCUUGGCGUUUUCCAGUGCGCUGUGUCUCGGCAGAUUGCUUGUUGUUCAUCCUAUUGCCAAGAGAUAUCUAUUGGAAGUUAUCCAGACUAAGUCACUAACUUCAAAACAGAAAUGCGAGGUAUACUUUUUGUGUGUGUUGGUGUUAUGUACUACUCAGGACAAAUUAUACUACUCUUGAAUAAAUUUCAUAACAUGUAGAAUAUGCAUAUAUGAAACCUGUUUGUGUUUGUGUUUGUGUUUGUGUUUGUGUUUGUGUUUGUGUUUGUGUGUGUGUGUGUUGGUGUUGUGUACUCGAGGUGAUACUUCGGAACUGAGUCUAGUUCCUUCGAUAUCAAUGUAUUCUAAGAUAUAAUUAUCACUUAUUCACUGAGACCGAGUGAAACAGUGUGUUUUGUGGACCCGAGACCGCCGGGCAACAACGGCGGUCGAGGGGCCACAAAACACACUACUUUCCCGAGGUAUCAGUAAAUAAGUGUUUUGUUAUAUAGUAUAUAAGUGUCAAAGUAUGAAUAAUUCACCAGUUAUUGGAGUGAACUUAAGGGGGAGCUUCACCUCAAAAUUUGGUCGAUUAGGAUGAAAAUGUCAAAAUUUCUAAAACAUCAUGAUAGGAUACCUAAACAUGUAUUUUAUCAACUAGUGAAGUCUUUAUUUAAAUUUCCAUACUUUUUACGGAAAAAAAUAGACUUUAGAGAAAGGCUGUGAGAUUUCAUUGAAUGUUUACACCAGGUUACCAUGGAAACGAGCUUGAAAAAUCCUCUAAAAAAGUCGUUUUACUGUGCGAUUUGA